This is a messenger RNA of Loxodonta africana (African savanna elephant), 1856 nucleotides long. It is a transcript of the gene KHK, whose product is annotated as ketohexokinase. NCBI's taxonomy places the organism in Eukaryota, Metazoa, Chordata, Mammalia, Proboscidea, Elephantidae. Bases 224 to 1318 code for a protein of 364 amino acids. Gene Ontology annotation, molecular function: ketohexokinase activity. Gene Ontology annotation, biological process: fructose metabolic process. The transcript is spliced from 9 exons. The record is from RefSeq and is a predicted model, not a curated record.
GCGGCUCCGCGGCGGAGGAGGGCCUCGGGUUCGGCUGGGCCUCGGGGACCGAGCGGGACACCGGCGAGAACGCGAGCGGCUGGCGAGCGGCUGCUUAGACUGCGGGGACAGGGCUGCAGCGCAAGGCCGAGUCAACCCUGCGGGUCCAGGGUCGGGAGUCAGGGCAAGGGUGAAGUGGAGGGCGGGGCAAGUGGCGCCUUUCCCCUGCACUUUCUCUGCAUUAAUGAGAUUGCCUAGCCGCGUUUUAGACAGGUUUACAUUGGCUCCCAGUCCGCGUGUCAGGCUUCCUGGAGGAGGAGCUCCGUGGUGGAGGAGGAGCCAGGGCUGCUUGGGGAACAGGCGCUCAAGUCUCCGUGAUAAGAGACAGAACCCGGGAGGAGCCCCGUCAGCUGGUAGGACAGAACGUUCCAGGAGCAACCUCAUGGAAGAGAAGCAGAUCCUGUGCGUGGGGCUAGUGGUGUUGGACAUCAUCAGUGUGGUGGAUAAGUACCCGGAGGAGGAUACGGAUAGCAGGUGCGUGUCACAGAGAUGGCAGCGUGGAGGGAACGCAUCCAACUCCUGCACCGUUCUCUCCCUGCUGGGAGCCCCCUGUGCCUUCAUGGGCUCACUGGCCCCUGGCCAUGUUGCUGAUUUUGUCCUGGAUGAUUUCCGCCGCUAUUCCGUGGACCUGCACUACACGGUCUUUCAGACCGUGGGCUCUGUCCCCAUCUCAAUGGUCAUCAUCAACGAGACCAAUGGCAGCCGCACCAUCCUACACGCCUAUAGGAACCUCCCAGAUGUGUCUGCUAAAGACUUUGAGAAGGUUGAUCUGAGUCGGUUCAAGUGGAUCCACAUUGAGGGCCGGAACGCAUCGGAGCAGGUGAAGAUGCUGCAGCGGAUAGAGCAGCACAAUGCCAGGCAGCCCCUGGAGCAGAAGAUCCAGGUGUCCGUGGAGGUGGAGAAGCCCCGAGAGGAGUUGUUCCAGCUGUUUGGCUACGGAGACAUGGUGUUUGUCAGCAAAGACGUGGCCAAGCACUUCGGGUUCCGGUCAUCAGUAGAAGCGCUGAGGGGCUUGUAUGGCCGUGUGAGGAAAGGGGCUACGCUCAUCUGUGCCUGGGCCGAGGAGGGUGCCGACGCCCUGGGCCCCGAUGGACAGCUGAUCCACUCGGAUGCUUUCCCCCCACCCCGGGUGGUGGAUACUCUGGGGGCCGGAGACACUUUCAACGCCUCAGUCAUCUUCAGCCUCUCUCAGGGAAAGAACAUGCAGGAGGCGCUGAGGUUUGGCUGCCAGGUAGCCGGCAAGAAGUGUGGCCUGCAGGGCUACGAUGGCAUUGUGUGAAAGCCCCGUGGCAGGAGCAUUGGCUCACCACCCCUCCCUGGGGGCUGGUGUCUGGGCUGCCCUGCUCCCUGAGGAGAUGCAGGCUGUGGUGAGGACUCUGCCUGUGUCUUGGGUUCCCUGUGUCACACUUGCAGAGCCACAGAGCAAAUAAAUCUCCUUCCCCAGAGCCAGCCUCCUCUGCCAGUCUGUUUGUCCUUCUUGAUGUCCGAACUGCUCUGGCUGGGGACUCCUGAGGCUUUGACACUCCAGUCCUUCUCUCUCUUUCUUCCUUCCCCAAAUUAACCUCCCUGCCCAGGCCUGCACCCCAGCACACCUUCCCGAUGACCUGAAGCUGUGAAAAACUCCUCUGGGCCCUGUGCUGUGCACUCCACUCCCUUGGCCCGAGGAGCUGGGAGUCCACAUGGCUGAGCCAGCUGCCAGGCCGCCAGGCGGGGAGCCUACUCUGUGGCUUGGUGGGGCUUUCACAGUCCAAAAAUAUCUUCCCCGGAGAGCCCCACCCUUGGAGCCUGCCUUGUAGUGAAGGCGGUGCCUUAGCCCU